AUGACAUCGAGAAGUAAGAACGCGGUUCGAAGUUACGAGACUGACAUCGAAAAGAGCCGUGAGGAGUCAAACUGGAAGAAGGCUGUGGAGUUAGCUCAACAACUCAAGGCCAGGUCACCACAACACGAGAGUCUUGCGCAUUUCUUGAUUGGGGAGGGGAAAUUAGAAGCUUAUCUUGAAGAAUGGCCACCUAUUAAAGAGAACAUUGAAAGAGCACAGAGGGAGCUCUCAGAGUCUAAAGGCUACUUGACAUUAGCAACAGACGAUGCUGGAAAGAAAGCUGGAGUUGCGUUAGAUGCUCACCUAUUGCUGGGAAAGCUGCAUUUUGCUUGUGGCUCAUACGAUGAGGCUUUAAAACAUUACAAAUUGGCCGAGUUGAAUACUUUGACUGAGAAAGAGCUGCCCGUAAGGAGUCUCAGAAUAGUUGCAGAGUCUUAUGCAAUCAAGGGACUCUGUUUGGAGCAGACAGUGUUACCAGCAUCCACCAGCAAAUUUAAACAAGCGGAAUGGGAAGCUGAAUUGAUUCGGAGCUUUGAGUUAGCCUCAGAGCUAACACUGCUCUACUUACAGCGAGCCUCCGCUGCGCGCGCUGGCGCCACACUCGAGACUGCGCUGCAACGGGCACCUUUACUUCAUAUACGCGCUGGACGACUGGCUAAUGCCAUUGACAGAUAUCGAGAAAUGCUGACAGCUGUAGAGUCGGUGUCCACGCAGGCCCUCAGACUGACAUUGGCCAGACAACUUGCCGAGGUGCUCAUGAGAGGUGUCACGGGUCAGGUGUACAGAGCUCCACAGGGCCUGAUUCCAGCUGCGGGCACACUGACGAGGAGACGAGAGGAGCACAUCUCCGAGGGACCCUGGAAACCUAAGAAAUAUGCUGCAUUUAAUCAGUUCGUGCCUCGCAACGAGUACGAGGAAGUGGUGCUGGUGCUGGUGGUGGGGGAAGCGAUGGCGGUGCGCGACGCGGUGCUGUCGCAGAGCGGAGAGUUCGAGGCUGCGCGAGCGCACUCCUUGCAGAACGCCGUGGCGCUCAUUGAUCUCUUGGCGCUGGCGGCCACGCGUUGGGGACAGCUGCCUCUAGUUUUAGAGUCUCUGGAGCGCGCUAUGAAGUUUUCGUUCGGAUGUGCCCACAUAUGGAGGCAGAGGGCGCUGGCCACCGCAGCUGCGCCGAGGCACGAGCCAGGGUUGGCCCUACUGGCUCAGCCGCCUCCUGCCCAAGGCAGUCCGUCGUGGAACGCGCACGUGCGGGCCUUGAACGUGGCUCGCCGCGCGACGCCGCUCGUGCCCAAGGACGUGCCGCUGCGCCUCGUCGCCGCCAACACCUGCUACAGGGCGGGAUGGAUAGAGGAGGGCAUCCAAUUCGCCGAGCAGGCCCUGAGCGCAGCGAAGUCCGAGGAGCGGAGCCCCUUUCUGGCGAGAUGCUACGUACAUUGCGCCAUCGGUCACCAGAUGAAGGCACAGAAAACCAAUUCCCGCAUCGAAAAGGAGGCGGAGAACGACAUCAGUCUGAAGUACUUGGUGCAGAGCGUGCAGCUGGACGACAACGACCACCUCGCCUUCUACCACCUAGCGUUGCAGUACAUGCAGCUGGGGAUGCUUAACGAGGCCAUGGACGCAACGAGGGCCUGUCUUUCUUGUCGCGCGGAGUGCGGCGGUGGUCUGCGACUGGCAGCGUCAUUGUGGUCGUGUGCGGCGGCCGGACCGCGCGGUACACGCGCGUUGAACGCUGCGCGUCUCGCGCGCCAUCACUAUCCUAACGCAGAGUGGCCCCUGUGGACGCUCGCCGCUUUGCAACUCCUGUGGGAGAGCGGAGAGUCGGCGCUCGCCACGGGCAAGGAACUGCUUCGGCUGCUGAACAGCGCCGAAGACGCCGACGGGGAGCAUCACUACGCCGACCUGGACGCUCUCUCCGACUCUCUGCGCGAUGAGGUGCACAGCAACCGCGAUGCUGCGUCGGUUCGGGCCGAGUCGGCCGGGGCGUACCGCUUGGAGCGAGCUCUGUCGGAGAACGCGUCGACGCUGUCGGUGCAGCGCGCCCGCUCCCCCCUCGCCGAGCACCGCGCGCACGCGUGGCUCUUGCUGGCCGACCUUUGCCUCAGGCUCGGCAGGUGGAGUGCGGCGGCAGGCUGCGUGUCCGAGGCGGCUGCCCUCACGCCGUUCAGUCACCUCGUCCUAUACACGCGCGGUAGAGUGCACAGCGCGUGCAGCGAGUGGGAGGAGGCGAGACAGUGUUACCAGAACGCCCUCGCGAUACACCCCACCCACGUAGACAGUAUGGUGCAGCUGGGGGGCGCCUAUUACGAGCUGGGCUGGCUGCGGCUGGCCGAGAGGACUCUGAGGGAAGCCGGGGCUUUGGAGCCUGCGAGGGCGGACACCUGGAGGCAGCUAGCGCUCGUGUUGGCCGGUCUCGGCGAGCCGGCGGCCGCCGCGGACGCUGCUGCUGCCGCGCUCGCGCUGCAUCCUCUCACUCCGCUCUGUCCUACUCUCUGA
Molecule: messenger RNA, 2490 nt
Organism: Leptosia nina
Lineage: Eukaryota; Metazoa; Arthropoda; Insecta; Lepidoptera; Pieridae
Source: the annotation of a GenBank genome assembly